Rotaria sp. Silwood1 is the source of this 264-nucleotide messenger RNA. NCBI's taxonomy places the organism in Eukaryota, Metazoa, Rotifera, Eurotatoria, Philodinida, Philodinidae. The record is from the annotation of a GenBank genome assembly.
AUGAAUAGAAGAGUAGUUCGAUGGCCUCGUCGAAACCGGGAUAUUGAAAAAGAAACACUUAUUUCGAACAUCACUUGUGCUGGUUUAGCAAUAGAUGGAAAUGGAUAUCUCUAUUUUGUUGACUCUCAAGAACAUGAAGUGCGACGAUAUAGAAUUGGUGAUACCAUAGGAACAGUAGUUGCAGGUGGUAAUGAAAAUGGAACUCGGUUGGAUCAACUUUCUAAUCCUGAAUGCGUAUUUAUUGAUCGGGAUCAUUCAGUGUAG